CUCUCUCUCUCCCCCCUCCCUCCCUCCUUCUCUUUGUCCCGGCCCCCUGUCCCAGUGUCGAGGCCGGGGGAGGAGUUUAACAUUUUAAUGCAGCGUCUUUAACGCGCCCCCAUGUUUGAAUGAAGGCGCAAGAUGGCUGAAGCCCGAGGAAUGUGGUGCGUGCCAUGCCUGGCAUCGUUGGAGAUCCUACAGGAGCUGUGCCGGACGGGGGAACUGACCUGCGCGGCGCUUGGCAUCGGGCGGGGCGAGCUGACGGAGUACGAGGUCGAAUAUCUGUGUGGAUUCAAGAAGGAGAAGGGUACGGAGUACUACCUGGUGAAGUGGAAGGGAUGGCCGGAAAGCACCAACACCUGGGAACCUCGGAGGCACCUCCACUGCCUCGGGCUGAUCAAGCAGUUCCAGGAAGACCAGAGGGUGUUCCAUCAGCAGGUGAAGGCGGCCAGGAAGUUGAAGCUGAACAACUGCCGGGUCCGGGACCAUGGCAUGGCCUUCACUGAGUACGUGGUGAGGAAGUCCAUGCACAGGCUGGCCCUGAAAUGCUGGGAGGAGCAACUGAACAGGAAGAAGACCCACCAGGGGAAGAUCUUGGUGGAGAACGAGGUGGACUUUGAGCCUCCGCCCCUGGACUUCCACUACAUCAACCAGUACUUGCCGUCACGUGGGAUUAACCUCAGCCGGGAACCGCUGGUCGGGUGCGAGUGCUCGGACUGUCUGGUGGAGAAGUGUUGCCCAGAGGAGGCAGGGGCAAAGUUUGCCUACAACGCCGAGCGCAAGCUGAGGAUCGCUCCGGGGAAGCCAAUCUUCGAGUGUAACUCGUGCUGCCGCUGUGGCCCGCUGUGUCCAAACCGUGUGGUGCAGCAAGGAACUCUCUAUGAUCUCUGCAUCUUCCGCACCUCCAACGGCAGAGGCUGGGGCAUCAAGACCCUGCAGAAAAUCAAGAAGAAUCGGUUCGUCAUGGAAUACGUGGGAGAGGUGAUCACCAGUGAGGAGGCGGAACGCCGCGGACGAUUCUACGACAGUAAGGGCAUCACCUACCUGUUCGACCUGGACUACGUGGAGGACGAAUAUACGGUGGAUGCCGCGCGGUUUGGAAAUAUAUCGCACUUUGUCAAUCACAGUUGUGAUCCCAACCUUCAGGUUUACAAUGUUUUUAUCGAUAGUUUGGACACACGUUUACCGAGGAUCGCCCUGUUCUCCACGCGCUCCAUCAAGAUUGGUGAAGAGCUGACAUUUGACUACCAGAUGAAGGGCUCGGGCGAUGUGUCGAUCACCGAGGCAUCAGAGACCAACGGGCCGAGUAAGAAGCAGCGCAGGAUGGAAUGCAAGUGCGGCUCAGUCUCGUGCAGAGGCUACAUGAACUAACCCGCCACACCGAGGAUAGGAAGCCAUGCUUGGUGUUGGACCAGCGGGAGUGUGUUCUCCAGAGGCCCAGAGAUUGGAGGCGUUGGUGAGAGGGGGACCUCUGUCAGAAGGUGACCCCUCCACUUGGCCCCUGGACUGAAGGCAGCUCCUGUGAGGAGGUUUCCUCUCGGGGAAGAAAAGUUUCCCCUUUUUAAUUGUUUGCUUUGGAUUUGGAUAAUUGCUAAUUGUUCCGUGACCUGGGUUGGGCAGACUUGGUGGGGGGCAGCUUUGUG
This is a messenger RNA of Leucoraja erinaceus (little skate), 1634 nucleotides long. Its product is annotated as histone-lysine N-methyltransferase SUV39H2-like. Bases 133 to 1362 code for a protein of 409 amino acids. The record is from RefSeq and is a predicted model, not a curated record. Gene Ontology annotation, cellular component: nucleus. Lineage: Eukaryota; Metazoa; Chordata; Chondrichthyes; Rajiformes; Rajidae. The transcript is spliced from 6 exons. Gene Ontology annotation, molecular function: zinc ion binding; histone H3K9 methyltransferase activity; protein binding.